This is a messenger RNA of Gallus gallus (chicken), 5546 nucleotides long. RefSeq names its product bromodomain adjacent to zinc finger domain 2A (gene BAZ2A). The transcript is spliced from 29 exons. Gene Ontology annotation, cellular component: rDNA heterochromatin. Lineage: Eukaryota; Metazoa; Chordata; Aves; Galliformes; Phasianidae. The coding region runs from base 201 to 5474 and encodes 1757 amino acids. Gene Ontology annotation, molecular function: protein binding; DNA binding. The record is from RefSeq and is a predicted model, not a curated record.
GGCGCGCGGCGCUUCCUGCCCUGCGCCGCUCGGCCCGGUCCGGUUCGGCUCCGCUCUGCGGCCCGGUCCGCUCGGAAGGACCGCGCCAUGCGGAGCCGCCUCCCGCCCCGCACCGCGUGAGCCGGGCCCGCAGCGCCGCUGCCAGGUGCGGAGGUCGGGGGGGGGGGGAGCGGCGGGCGGAGCGCUGCGCGGCGGUCGCCAUGGACACCGAUAACCAUUUUGGCUUUGCGGGUAUUCCCCCCGCACCCACCGCCUCAGGACUGAAACCCACCGCGCCUUCCUCAGGGGACAACCCGUACAGCAACGGGGCCGCGCUCAGCUUCCCCCCCCAGGGGAAAAGUCUGAACGGGGGCAUGAAUGUCAACGGCUUCUCUACUGUAUCUCACACCACUACUUCAGGGACCUUCACCUCCAGCACGCAUUCCUCGGGGCCCCCCCCCCACCUCCACCACCCCUACGACUGCCUCUGGGACUACACGCAGUUCCAGCCCCCCGGCGGCCUCAAGGACGGCAGCCUCGCUCAGUUCCCCCUCAACGGCGUCUCCGGGGGGUCCCGGCCCCCCUCCCCGGGGCACGGCGCGAACCUUCGGGCCGCGGGGACGGAGCUGUGGGGCAACGGCACCUCCGGCUCCAUGGGGCUGAACUUCGACUCGCAGGAGCUGUACGACUCCUUCCCCGAGCAGAGCUUCGAGCUGCUGCCCAACGGCCCCACCAGCUUCUAUGCGGCCCCGCAGCCGUCCCCUCUGCUGGGCUCCGGAGAGCCGCCCUUCCCUCUGCCCGAGGAGGACUUGGGGGGCGAUGCGGACGAUGCCGAGGCCUCCAAGGAGCUGCAGCCCUCCAGCAUGGCUGAGAACGGGGCCGGGCUGGUGGGCAGCAUGGAGCUGGAGGAUGCACAGCCAGAUCUGAAGCUCUGCGCUUACAACGGCGCGGCGCCCACCGCGGUGCCGCUGAGCCGGCAGAGCCCCGGCCUGACCCCCCCCACGGCCGCCAGCCUGGGGUCCGCAUCGCCUAUGGGCGCACCGCUGGAGGACGCGCAGCUGCUGAGCGGAGACCCCCUGGAGCCCUUCGAGGCUUUGGCCAGAGACCCCGACACCGAUGACCUCUAUGCGAUGGAUGAGACGCAGCUGGUGGGCGACAAAUCCCCCCUGGAGGAACCCCCCGACGACGCGCCCGGCCCCCCCCUGCACGCCGCCAGCCCCUUCAGCCUGCUGGCAGCCCACCGCCCGGCCCCCCCGCUGCUGCCCAGCCCCGGCUCGCCGCCCCCCCUGCACGACAGCAGCCCGGAGCUGAGCAGCAGCCACGCAGGGCCGGCGCAGUCGGGGUCCCUGGAGCUCAGCACCGCGCUGGAGCCCGAAUCCCCAAAUCCUUCUGCUGAGGAAGAGGAGGAGGAAGAAGAAGAAGAAGAGGAGGAGGAGGAGGUGGCUGACAGCUGCACGGAGGCUUCGGCCGCUCCGGAAGGAGAGAGCAAAGAGGAGGCUGCCCCGCUGAGCACAUCGGUGGGAGGCGACGUCCCACGCAGGCGCAUCGCCACCCCCGAGGAGGUUCGCUUCCCUCUGCAGCACGGGUGGAGGAGGGAGGUGCGCAUCAAAAGGGGGAACCACCGCUGGCAGGGGGAGACGUGGUACUAUGGGCCCUGUGGGAAGAGGAUGAAGCAGUUCCCGGAGGUGAUCAAGUACCUAAAUAGGAACGUGGUGCAGGACGUCCGCAGGGAGCACUUCAGCUUCAGCCCCCGAAUGCCGGUGGGGGAUUUCUAUGAGGAGAGGGACACGCCGGAGGGUCUGCAGUGGGUGAAGCUGAGCCCCGAGGAGAUCCCGUCCCGCAUCCAGGCCAUCACCGGGAAGCGCGGCCGACCCCGCAACGCCGAGAAGGCCAAACCCAAAGAGCUGCCGGCCGUGAAGCGCGGCCGCGGGCGGCCCCCCAAAGUGCGGAUGGUGGAUCUGCUGAGCAAGACGGACGCGCGGCUGCUGAAGAGGCUGGAGGCUCAAGAGGUGCUCAGCGAUGAGGACAAGCUGAAGAUGAGCAAAAUCAAGAAGAAGAUGAGGCGGAAGGCCAAGAACAAGCAGAAGCAGGAGGCGAAAGCUCCCAAAGCGAAGGAGGCCAAGAAGAAAUCCAAGGCCAAGGAGAAGAAGGGCAAAGCGGAGAAGGGCAAAGAGAAGGGGCGGCCCAAGGAGAAGAAGGGCAAAGGGCCGCGCAGGGUGGACAAAGGGCUGCUGGCCCAGCGGCGCCUGGAGGAGCGGCGACGGCAGCAGCUGAUCCUGGAGGAGAUGAAGAAGCCGACGGAGGAUAUGUGCCUGGCAGACCACCAGCCGCUGCCCACCUUCUCGCGCAUCCCAGGCCUGGUGCUGCCCAGCCGCGCCUUCUCCCACUGCCUGACGGUGCUGGAGUUCCUGCAGAGCUACGGCAAGGUGCUGGGAUUCGACCCCAGCAGGGACGUGCCCAGCCUGAGCACGCUGCAGGAGGGGCUGCUGGGGGUGGGCGGCAGCGCCGGCGCCGUGCAGGACCUGCUGGUGCGGCUGCUGCAGGCUGCGCUCUACGACCCCGGGCUGCCCCCCUACUGCCAGUCCCUGAAGAUCCUGGGUGAGAAGGUGUCAGAGAUCAGCCUGAACCGGGACACCGUCUCGGAGGUGCUGCGCUGCUUCCUGACGGCACACGGGGCUGAAGCUGAGCUGUGCACGGGGCUGCGCACCAAACCCUUCCAGGCGCUGCUCCCGGAGCGCAAAGCUGCCAUCCUCGCCUUCCUGGUCAAUGAGCUCAACAGCAGCGCCCGCAUCAUCAGUGAGAUUGACAAGACGCUGGAGAGCAUGUCGGCAUAUAGGAAGAACAAAUGGAUCAUCGAGGGACGGCUGCGCCGGUUGAAGGUGGCUCUGGCCAAGAGGACGGGCCGCCCCGAGUCGGAGCUGAUGGCGUUGGAGGACGGGCGACGCCGACGCAGCUCCCGUCUGUGUGAGGAGCCCGGGCUGGAGCUGGAGGAGGAGGAGGAGGGUCGGGGCCGCCGCUCCCGCCGGGACGAGGAGGCUGACACGUCCACCUCCAGCAUCCCUGAGCUCGAGCGGCAGAUCGAGAAGCUGGCCAAGCGGCAGAUGUUCUUCCGUAAGAAGCUGCUCCACUCCUCGCAGACGCUGCGGGCGGCCUCGCUGGGCCAGGACCGGUACCGGCGGCGGUAUUGGGUGCUGCCCCACCUGGGGGGGAUCUUCGUGGAGGGGGCAGAAGUGCCCGAGGAGCGGCCGGAGGAGCCCCCGGAGCAGAAGGUGCUGUGCCCGGUGCCCGCGGUGAAGGAGGAGCCGCCGGAGCCCGAGGUGCCGGCGCCGGUUCCCCAACGGGUCACCAUGAACUGUGUGGCUGCACGCGCCCGGGGGAGGCCGCGGAAGAGCAGAGAGGAGCCACCCCCCCCACCGCCCGUCCCCCCGCCCGUCCCCCCACCCAUCUCCCUGCCCGUCCCCCCCAAAUCGCCGCCCAUCAAUGGGGCCCUGGAGGAAACGCUGGCGCUGGGGCAAAGCCAACACGACCUCAGCCAGUCCGCCUUCCUGUCGUGGCUCAGCCAGACGCAGCCCUCGCUGCUCACCGACGCUGUGCUCACCCCGGACAGCAGCCCCGGAGCGGGGGAUGUGGGGCUGCCCCCCCUCGAGGCCUCGUCUGACCCCACAGAGGAGGAGAGCAGCACAGAGACUGCAGACAUGCAGGGGCAGUGGUUCAGCCCUCUGCCCCGCGAUGACCGAAUCCCCCACGCGCCCUCCUCGGCUGAGCCCCCACCGCCCCACAGGGAGCAGCCCCACAGGGAGCAGCCCCACAGGGAGCAGCCCCACAGGGAGCAGCCCCACAGGGAGCAGCCCCACAGGGAGCAGCCCAAGGCCUCGACCAGGCAGCUGAAUGGGCUCCCAGCGGAUGACCCCACCUCCCCUCUGCUCGCCUCCACCCCGGUCCCCGCCGGUGCCCGGGCCCCCCCCGCAUGCCCCCGCGGCCGGAACAGCCUGGAGAAGCUGCAGGACCCCCCAGGGCAACCCAAGCGCCGGGGGCGGCCCCCCACCAAGUUCUUCAAGCAGAUGGAGCAGAAGUACCUGACGCAGCUGACGGAGCAGCCGGUUCCCCCGGAGAUGCGGAGCGGGUGGUGGUGGCUGCAGGACCCCGAGCAGCUGGAGGCGGUGGCACGAGCGCUGCACCCGCGUGGCAUCCGGGAGAAAGCACUGCACAAACACCUGACCAAGCACAGGGAGUACCUGCGGGAGGUCUGCCUGCGUGCUGCCACGGACCCCAUCUUCCACCCCCGCCCCGAGGCGGCCGCCGUCACCGCCGCAUCUCAGGAAGCGUUGGCCCAAUGGUCGGUGAUGGAGAGGGCGUAUGAGGCCGACCUGUCGGUGCUGCAGUGGGUGGAGGAGCUGGAGCAGCGUGUGCUGAUGGCUGACCUGCAGAUCCGGGGCUGGACGUGCCCCAGCCCCGACUCCACGCGCACCGACCUGCGCUACUGCGAGCACAAAGUGGAGCCUCUGGAGGACAUCACGGUGCGCAGCCGGCGGGAUGGGCUCCCCCCGCGCCGCGAGGACACCAACCCUCUGGACCUGGCAGUGCUGCGCCUGGCAGCGUUGGAGCAGAACGUGGAGCGGCGGUACCUGAAGGAACCGCUGUGGGCGCCGCACGAGGUGGUGCUGGAGAAGGCGGUGCUGAGCGGCCCCGAGGAGCUGAGCCCUACGGAGAUCGCCUACGAGAUCACCCCCCGCGUGCGGACGUGGCGGCAGACGUUGGAGCGGUGCCGCAGUGCAGCGCAGGUGUCGCUGUGCAUCCACCAACUGGAGCGCUCCAUCGCCUGGGAGAAGUCGGUCAACAAAGUGACGUGCCUGGUGUGCCGGCGUGGGGAUGACGAUGAGAACCUGCUGCUGUGUGAUGGCUGCGACCGCGGCUGCCACCUCUACUGCCACCGCCCGCGCAUGGCGGCCGUGCCCGAGGGCGACUGGUUCUGCUCCGUCUGCGUCUCACGGGCACAGCAGUACCCGGAGCCCCUCACCCCGCGGCGGGGGAAGAAGCGGAAGCGGGGCCGCGUGCCCGGGGGGGGCGCAGCGGAGGAGGACGGCAGCCCCCGGCGCAGGGCGGCAUCGCGGCGUCCCGACGGGGCGUCCCCGGCCAAGCGGCGCGCAGCGCCCCCGAGGGGCCCACCCGGAGAUCUGACCUUCUGCGAGAUCAUCCUGAUGGAGAUGGAGGCACACGAGGACGCCUGGCCCUUCCUGGAGCCCGUCAACCCCCGCCUGGUGCCCGGAUACCGCCGCGUCAUCAAACACCCCAUGGACUUCAGCACCAUGCGCGUGCGGCUGCUGCGGGGCGGGUACUCGAGCGCAGCACAGUUCCGUGCUGAUGCCACCCUGGUGUUCGACAACUGCCGGACGUUCAAUGAGGACGACUCAGCCGUGGGCCGCGCGGGGCACAACAUGAGGCGCUUCUUCCAGAGCCGCUGGGAUGAAUUCUACCAGGGACCCCCCCAGCACUGAUGCUACCUGCUGACCCCCCCACCCACUCCAAUCCCUCCCCCUUCCCCCCCCCUCCCCCCUAUUCCAGGGCCC